UCAAAUUCCAUCCUUAUCUAUUUUUUGUUCAUCUUCUUCCUCACAAUUGCUCUCAAUUUCUGCAACAAGCGAUGGAAUCAUCCCUUCUCCGUUCUGUUUCAUCUCCUUUACUUCUCGAAUCCACGGAUCUUCUUCGCCGGAUCGGAUCCGUUUCCUCUCCGAGAUUUCCUUCUACCGUUGUUCGUUGUUCUUCCCGAAGCCAUGCUUCUAUUCCGAAGCUCGAGCCGUUUAGUCGCACGAAGCUUGAUCGCGCCAUCAAAGAUCCGCCUCUGGUUGAGAAGUCCGAGAACGAGCUUGCAGAUUACUGCUCGACAUUGGAUGGAGACGAUUCAUAUAGCUGUUGGAAAGCGUAUUUCGAGCUCAAAGAUCUUGAAAAAGAGUCGCCUAAACAAGAAGUGGAGAAACUGAUUCUUCAAGCAGGAGGC
Cucurbita pepo subsp. pepo (vegetable marrow) is the source of this 425-nucleotide messenger RNA. The record is from RefSeq and is a predicted model, not a curated record. NCBI's taxonomy places the organism in Eukaryota, Viridiplantae, Streptophyta, Magnoliopsida, Cucurbitales, Cucurbitaceae.